Bombus pyrosoma is the source of this 2817-nucleotide messenger RNA. RefSeq names its product glycine receptor subunit alpha-4 (gene HisCl1). Gene Ontology annotation, cellular component: synapse; neuron projection; membrane. Gene Ontology annotation, molecular function: neurotransmitter receptor activity; transmembrane signaling receptor activity; chloride channel activity. The record is from RefSeq and is a predicted model, not a curated record. Gene Ontology annotation, biological process: chloride transmembrane transport; nervous system process; regulation of membrane potential. The transcript is spliced from 9 exons. Bases 368 to 1756 code for a protein of 462 amino acids. Lineage: Eukaryota; Metazoa; Arthropoda; Insecta; Hymenoptera; Apidae.
UCAUCGUAGCCGCUUGUCGAACGGAGAAAGAGGAACCAACUAUAACAAACACGAGUAUACAGAAAGACAGAGAGAGAGAGAGAGAGAGACACACACACACACGAGGUUUGGAAUCGGUCGAUCGGUUUCGUCGAUCCAAACCUCCGAUGAUUCUUCGCGGAUUCAAGUGUUCGUCGCAGAUCGACGCGCGUUUAGCUUAUCGACUUUGAUGGAUAUUCGAGGGAACUUCCGGCGGAUGUGGCUGGUGGGUUGAUAAACCGGCUGUGCUACCGUGAUAAGGAAUUCUGGAGUGGUCAGGAAGGGAUUCGGAGUGCGCUAGCUGCUCGAUUAAAGAGGAUCGGCACGGUAGAAUGUACAGCUGAUCGGAAUGACGAGACACUUUCUGGUGAUCCUAUGCUGCUACCUGUACACGCUCUUUGACAUGGCGGCCCUACAUUUUCCCGAGGAAAUAUGCGAACCGGUACUUUCCACGGAGGUCGAAGGCUGGCAUAUUAAAGUCGAUAGCCUAUCGUCGAGUACGUUUCGACUUUCGGCGAGAAAACGCGGGUACCGGUUUUUUCCGAAGAUCGCAAGGGAGUCGGACCUCGAGGAGUACGGUAGGAAGGAGGCCUCUUUGUCACUCAGGGACAUCCUGCCGUUGAAUCCGAAGCAGUACGACAAACACAGGGCGCCGAAGUUCCUGGGCCAGCCUACAAUCGUCUACUUUCACGUGACGGUGCUCAGCCUCGACUCCAUAAACGAGGAAUCGAUGACAUACGUUGCGGAUAUAUUUUUGGCGCAAAGCUGGCGGGACUCUAGACUACGACUUCCGGAGAACAUGUCGGAGGAGUACAGAAUAUUGGACGUAGACUGGCUGCACAAUAUCUGGAGGCCCGAUUGCUUCUUCAAAAACGCGAAGAAGGUCACCUUCCACGAGAUGUCCAUACCGAAUCACUAUCUUUGGCUGUACCACGACAAGACGCUGCUUUACAUGUCGAAAUUGACUCUCGUCCUCUCUUGCGCGAUGAAGUUCGAGUCCUAUCCUCACGACACUCAAAUUUGCUCAAUGAUGAUCGAAAGUCUGUCGCACACCACCCAGGACCUAGUGUUCAUCUGGAACAUGACGGACCCGCUGGUGGUGAAUCCCGAGAUCGAGCUUCCUCAGCUGGACAUCUCGAACAACUACACAACCGACUGCACGAUCGAGUACUCGACCGGCAAUUUCACGUGCAUCCAGAUCGUGUUCAAUCUGCGCCGUCGAUUGGGCUAUCACCUGUUCCACACUUACAUACCGUCCGCGUUGAUCGUCGUCAUGUCAUGGAUCGCGUUCUGGAUCAAACCCGAGGCGAUUCCCGCCCGGGUCACUCUGGGAGUGACGUCACUGCUGACCCUCGCGACUCAGAACACGCAGUCCCAGCAAUCACUGCCACCGGUCUCCUACGUGAAGGCCAUCGACGUGUGGAUGUCCUCGUGCAGCGUGUUCGUGUUCCUGUCGCUCAUGGAGUUUGCUGUGGUUAAUAACUACAUGGGACCGGUGGCCACCAAGGCCAUGAAGGGCUACUCGGACGAGGAUCUAAGAGAGGCCAUCGACGAAUUCAAAACACCCAUGAGGAACGAAUCGGAGAGAAGCAGAAGUCCCGUGAGACCUGCAACCGUGCAAUACGACACCUGCUGCCAGGGUCGGGCAACAGCGAUCUACAUCGACAAGGUGUCCAGAUUCUUCUUCCCGUUCUCAUUCCUCAUCCUGAACGUCGUCUACUGGAGCACCUUCCUGUAGGAGGCCUGCCCUUCUCUCGCAGGAGGACGAACACGGAAACGAAGAUCGCUGGAUCGUCGACGGUCUCCAACGAUGUCUUUCGUUCGAUCUUUGUUAAUCAUUUCGAUUAAACCAAAUGAAACUCCAUAGACGAACGAAAUAAUGAUAUUAUACGAUUCGUUACUUGGAUAAAUCGUCAAGGAAACUUCGGUUUUCGCCGGGCAACCAGAAAUUUAGCUUUGGUCGUUCGACGGAACGCAUCGAACGAUUAACAAGAAUCGAACGAGCCGGACGGUUUUUCUACGACGAGAUAGUCCGCUAGAAAGAAUUUUCAGUGUCUUUUAUAUAAUAUAGAGAACACGCGCCGUCAACGGUUCAUUAAUCGUAAGAGCAUCUUAACAAUUAAGUCGCAUUAAGGUUCCUCCAAAGAGCAUAUCGAAUCGAACGAUCACGUACUCACCCGUUUGGGCGAUCCACGGGAGCGGCGUUCACCUUCGACGCGGAUCGCAUCUGUAUCACGUUGAACAAUCUCUUAAGACCCGUUCGCUCACCGCGAUUGAUCGUUCAAUUUGGCCGGUCUCUUCGGUUACUUGCUCUUGUCUGCUCGAGUUUUGCUACGAUAGAUACACUCGAUGAUAUUUCCCGCGAAACGUUCUCGCGCACAGCCUCGCGUUUCCUCGGUAUCUCGUCGCACUUUAGAAUAAUGAAAGCCUUUAAAAUAAUAAAAUAAUUCUACGAACGUUGAUUACCUGCACACAAAGUAGAGGAGCGAUAAAAAAUGUAAAAGUAUUUCAAGAUCGUCGAAAGAAUUCUUUCAUGCAGAAACGUUGUUUUCGUAAAGUGGAACGAUUGAAAAUUGAUAAAAAUACGAUAGCUUUACAGAGCUUCGACAUGCAAUCGCUUUGAAUAUCACAAACGAAAAAGGCAGUGCUGUUCGCGUGAACGUUCGAUCGUGAUUACAUCUUCGCAGAACAGUUUUACUCGUUGUGUGUGAUCGCAGAAUUUAAGGACAAAUAAACGGACUAUUAAUACGUAGACACGAGCCCUGCUACCUGCGACGAAUCGUUUGCCCCGUUGCGAAA